Plectropomus leopardus (leopard coralgrouper) is the source of this 1645-nucleotide messenger RNA. RefSeq names its product chromobox homolog 2 (Drosophila Pc class) (gene cbx2). Gene Ontology annotation, cellular component: PRC1 complex; heterochromatin. The record is from RefSeq and is a predicted model, not a curated record. NCBI's taxonomy places the organism in Eukaryota, Metazoa, Chordata, Actinopteri, Perciformes, Serranidae. Gene Ontology annotation, biological process: negative regulation of transcription by RNA polymerase II.
AUGGAGGAGCUGAGCGCUGUGGGAGAGCAGGUUUUUGAUGCGGAAUGCAUUUUAAACAAACGGCUGAGAAAGGGAAAGUUGGAGUUUCUGGUGAAGUGGAGGGGAUGGUCAUCCAAACACAACAGCUGGGAGCCCCAAGAAAACAUCCUGGACCCGAGACUGUUGGCAGCAUUCAACAAGAAAGAGCAAGAAAAGGAGCUUUUGAUGCGCAAAAAAGGGAAAAGGCCAAGGGGACGACCACGGAAAAUUCUAGAAAAUGUUCCUGAAACUCCAAAGUCAAGCAGCUCCUCAUCUGGCUCAUCAUCAUCGUCCUCUGAUUCCUCCUCCUCAUGCUCCUCCUCUUCAUCUUCCUCAGACGACGACGACGACGACAGCCAUGUUAAAAAUGCAAGUCCGGGCAUCAGAACAAGAGACCUUCACCCCGUCCCCCAGAAGAAGGCACAGAUUGUCGUUGCAAAACAGGAGCCCCCAAAGAAGCGAAGCAGGAAACCUUCGUCCCCUGAAGCGAAGGAAUUUCAACAGAACAAGGGCCAGCGCAAAGUCCUAAAGGCUUCCAAGGAUACUGAUCUUCCUGGAGCCAUCAAGAAGCCAGUUCACCCAGCGAGCUUCACCUUCAUGGGUUUUCAUCGGGGCCAGGCUCGAGAUGCUGUGGGUGGUCAGAACAGGAGCUCUCUGACCCAGGGCGGGGCUGUUAAAAACUCCAUAAGCUCAGUGGGAUCUGGCAGGUCAGUCCAACCUGCAUCCCUCUCCCUGAACAAAUCCAACCAGAGCAGGAAUGUCGCGGAGGGUAAACUGUCCAUCUCCAGUAUGAACAGCGGGACAAGUCUGGAUUUAAAGGCAGCUGCGAGUAAAUCAAAAGGGGUAGCAGCGCUGAAUUUGAAUACAUCCAAACACCUCAUUCAAGGCACCACUCAGCAUACACUGAGCUCCCCCAAUGGACAAAAGAAACCCCAGGCCCCUGUGUCAACACUGCAGCGGAUACCCAAUACCAAGGCAGUGGCUGCCUUACCAUCAAAAAAUGCCUCCUCCAAUCAAGGAUCUGGUCCUCAGCCCCUCAACCUUCAGAACAAACUGGUGCAAAGCACUGAUGCUCCUGGAAAUGGCACUACUUCAGUGUCAGGCCUGAGAAAUGCAACAAACCCAGCAAGGAAAAGUACUGCCUCACAGAAUCAGGAUUAUAAUCCUCCCAAGAGUACAGCAACCCCUGGAAGACUUCAGGCCAGAAAGAGCCAGCUUGGAGCAGACAGGGUCAAAGAGGCAACUGAAAACCAGACCCCCAGAGUCCAAGGCAGGCUGGAGAAGGGCUGUGUGCAGAAAUCCUCUGCAGAGGUCCAGAGCCAGCAAGAAAGAUCAGCCUCCAAAGAUGGCAAGAAAGCCAAAAUGAAUGACAUGAGCACAGGAGAAGAGGAGAGCAGCUCAGACUCAGACCAGGAUACUACUUACACUGGACAGGAUCGCUCGGUAGCAGUCCAGAGCCAGGACUGGAAGCCCACUCGUAGUCUGAUAGAACACGUGUUUGUAACGGAUGUCACUGCUAAUCUAGUUACUGUCACAGUCAAGGAAUCACCGACCAGCGUGGGCUUCUUCAGCAUUCGCAACUACUGACAGGACUCCGUACACUGCAAACCAGAUGGGCUUUGAAGCA